UAAUAAAAUAAAUAAAAAUAACCCAACUGCAAGUUAACACGCCACCCUAAUUACCUGUUUAUCAGGUAAACAUACAAUUAAGACUAUUUUGAGAAUGUUACCCUAAUAGUUGAGAUUAUUACCGGAUAAAUAAUACUCGUAGUUGGGAUUAAAAUGGAAAGGUGAGAGGGGAGGGAAUAGUUGGAAUUAUUCUUAUUAAAUUUUCAAAAAAAAAAAAAAAAAAAAAAAUUGAAUAAAAUAAUUAAACAUAACCGAAACAACAAGAAUACAGGGAAGAAGAAGAAGAAGAAGACGACGAGAAAAAAGACAGAGAAAGCGAGACUUAAACUUAGGGAUGUACGGCGGGUCCCAUAAAUUCGCCCGAGGCGGCGGCGCUCGCGGUGGUGCUUCCGUUUCCAAGCGCAACUCCUUUCCUCCACCACCACCUCAACGCCCUUCCUUCGCCGCCCGACCUUCUCACUCCUCCCGCAAACCGCCGCCUCCGUCAUCGUCGUCGGCGUCUCCUGCGCCGGAAACGACGGCGCCGCCUCAAUCUGAGGAAUCCUUCACCCUUAUCCCCUGCAAUCCUCUCUCCUUCGCCGCAACCAUUCGUCUUGCUCCUGACCUCGUUGAUGAGAUCAAGCGCGUUGAGUCUCAAGGUGGUGCUGCUCGGAUUAAAUUUGAUUCUAACCCUAAUAAUCCUCCUGGCAAUGUUAUUGAUGUGGGUGGCAAAGAAUAUCGAUUUACGUGGUCGCAUGAAAUGGGUGGCCUUUGUGACAUCUAUGAAGAACGCCAGAGUGGCGAAGACGGUAAUGGUUUACUUGUUGAAUCUGGUUGUGCAUGGCGCAAGUUGAAUGUGCAGCGUGUCUUAGACGAGUCCACUAAGAAGCAGGUUAAGAAGAGAUCAGAAGAAUAUGAGCAGAAACUCAAAUCACGCAAGGCUAUUGUCUUGGACCAAUGCAAUCCCCCUAUGAAGAGUCAAAUGCAAGCAUUUGCUGCUGCAGAGGUUAAUCCAUGGAAGUUUAAACCCAAAAACAGGAGACUAUCUGAGCCAUCACAAGUUGGCGGACCUCCUAAACCUGUGAAGUCAACUACUGGAUCCUCCUUAACUGCUACUGCAAAGGGAAGGCGUUCAACUUCACCUCUGCCAUCACCUCAGAACCAGCCUGUUUCUGUGGCAUCUUCUUUAAAUAGAGGAAAUGCUACUGAAAGUCAAAUUGUUGCAGAGAAUUCAAUACCUAACCAAGCUAGGGAUCAGGAAAAUGCUGUCAGCUCUGUGAAUGAUGUCCCUGCCUCGGUUUCUGGCAGGGUGCCUGAAUCAGCAGUGCACAAAGAGAAUCAAGGAGCUGGAAUAUCGGAUCUACAGAACUACCUAGUAACAUUGCUGAAAGAGAAUCCAAAGGGGAUGAGCAUAAAGGCAUUGGAGAAAGCUGUUGGAGAUACAACUUCCCUCUCUGUUCGCAAAAUUGAGCCCAUUCUUAAGAAAAUUGCAACUUAUGAACCUCCUGGAAGAUACAUUUUGAAGUCGGCUGUGGAGCAGGAAAGCUUGAAGAAGUCAUAUUUUGAUAAUGGAAGUUCUGAUGACAAUAAUCAGAAGUUUGUUCCAGAAGAUAACCUUGUUGAAGUAUCAGCUCCAGACUUAAGAUUUGCAGAGAAGUCCCCAGCUAUGGAUGUGGAGGAACAGGUGCAAACUGUUGAUGAAGAGUCAAAUAUGGUUGAAAAAAUUGAUGCAUCACAACACUUUUCCGAUCUAUUUGGUUAUGAUGAACCCCCUGUCAACAAUGAAGGUCAAACAGUGAGAUCUAAUGACAGUAAAAGUGACAGUGAUAGUGAUAGUGGAAGUAGUGACAGUGGCAGUGAUAGUGCAAGCCGAAGUAGAAGUCCUGCAGGUAGUGGGAGUGCUAGUAGCAGUGAUAGUGAAGGUGAUGAUUCUUCUUCAGCAUCUGAUGUGGAUGUUGAUAUAAUAAGUGAUGAUGACAAAGAACCCAAGAAUUUACAAGGUACUGAACAAGAUGGAGGAAAUAUAGAUCAAGAUGGCUAUGUAUCUGAGGAUGUUGACAUUGGGACUGAUUUUCUUGAUGAUAAUGAAUCUCAGCUGGCAACAGUUCCUCAAAAUCUUGGUAUAAUUACUGAGAAAAUGAUAGCUUCUGAUCAUGAUCAAACUCAACCAUGUAAUAGGGCAGACGUGGUUACUGAGCAAGAAGAUGUUAUAGAUGAUAUUCAACCUGAGAAUCAUGACUUUGUGAAGUCUGGGGGUAAAUCUAAAAGAGGAUCCAAUGAGAUCCAGUUUGAGCAUGAUGCUGAUCAUGUCAAAAGAUUUAAAGCAAAUCCGACUCAGCCUACAGUUUCUAGGCAUAUUGAAUCACAUAACUUGGGGAGUUCGCCAAAUCAUUCUGCUGAUUUAAUGAGUGAAGACAUUCACGAGAGUCAUAACGUGCAAAAGCCAAAUCAGUUCAGCAUUGAUGAGGGUGCUAACACAAAUCUAGGCGUGCAGAGUGGAUAUAACUAUGUUAUUCCAGGAAAAUCUGCUGUGGAGUCCUUACAGUCUGGUCGAGGGCCUGCUGCACGUUUGGGGGUAGAUUCAAAACUACAGAAGACAAAUGAUUAUACACAACUAACACAAGAUUGUUUUUCAAAAUACGACAAGGGUUUCCGAGAGGCACAGGAUGAGGAAGAUAGUUCAAAUGAGAAAGCAAAUGGGAAGUUUAAAGAAAAUCCUCUUGCUCAGAAGAGCUCAGUACGCCCGGAGCCUCACCACAGAAAGCAUAGUGAAUGGGAUAAUAAGGCACAAUCAUUGGGAACUUCUUCGAGGUUACGCACGGGAUUCUCUUUGAAGGAUAAUGGCAAGGCUGAGUUUGACAGGUCUCCUGGUGGCAAAAGAUUGCUCCAAAGAGAACUAUCAGACCUGGAGUUGGGUGAACUUCGUGAUCCCUUGCCAGAGGAAUCAGAAGAGAGUAAAAGGCAGUUUGAAAGGAUAAGCUCCUUCAAGAAGUCAGAGACGAAAUCAGGCACCUCAGGUUCUCAGAAUCCAGAUUUGAGAAGCAAAUCCACAGGCAAGCCAGUCAUAGAGUCCGGUAACACCUCCUUCCCAAAUGCAAGAGGAGCUCCAAAUAAUUCUGACAGUUUGUCAAAGAUAAGGUCUCCAGAACCUUAUGUUGAAGAUGGUUCCCGUCCUCAUGGGGAUUUGCAAUCUCAGCUACAACAAUCAAGGAGUGGUCAUGCUGAAGUUGGGUCUUUUUCCAACAAAGCCGUGGAUCGUAGCAGAUUGGGGCAUAAUGCGGAUGUUGCUAAUCAAGAAACUGAAGUUGAAGGCUAUGGAGUAACACACAAAAAAUCUCACGUUCAUUCACAACGAGAAGACUCCCGACAAGAAAUGGGUUCACGCAAGGGGAGAGGAAAUAAGUCAAGAAAAUCUAACAUAAUAAAAUCUGCUAGUGAUUUGACCAAAAAGAAAAAAGAUGCUAGUGAUCUGACCAAAAAGAAAAAAGAUGCUAGUGGCAGAAGAAGAGAUGUUCCGAAUACCCAAGGUGGUAUUAAUAAGCGCAAAAGGAGUGAGUCCUUUUCAGAUGAUUCAUUCUACAAGUAUGAAAAGGAAGAGCCAGAGCUCAAGGAACCGGUUAAAAAUUUCUCACAGUAUAAUGAAUAUGUGCAAGAGUAUUGUGAGAAGUAUGAACCUUACUCUUCCCUGAUCAAAAUCUUGGAGAGAUACAGGAUGGAAUUUCAGAAGAUGGGGAUGGAACUUGAACGUGCAAAAGGUACUGGAAGAUAUGAUGAAAUUUUGGCACAAAUAAGAGAAAGCUUUCGCCGGUGUGAAAUGCGGUAUAAACGACUGAAGAAAAUAUUUCUUGUGCUUCAUGAAGAAAUGAAGCAUCUUAGGCAGAUGAUUGAAGACUUUUAUUUAGACUAUAAUAAGGGUAGAAUUUGACUACUAAGAUCAAUCAUCAAGUUUUCCAUGUUCAAACCCGGAAAGCUUCAUAAAUUAAGGUCGUGAAUUUAUAAGGUCUGUUGCCUUAAUUGUGCACCCUGUAAUUUUUAUGUAGAUUAUUCUCAUGAACAUAAUAGCACUGCUGUUGGAGCACUAGGAAUCUUAGAACUGGGGUAUAUGGUUGAAGAUGACCUGAGCAUGGACAUUAAUUGGCAUGCUCAAUUGUGGGUUUUGCGCCAUUGUGUUGGAGCCUAGGAGAGGAAGCUUAUAACGUUUAAAGCUGUAUAGGUAGAAUAUAUGUAAUAGGAUGAACAAAAAUUACUGAUUUUUUUCAGAGAAGCUCUCAUUUUCCCUCAUUUUUUGUUCUUAAUGGAAAUAAGCAUAGCCAUUUUAGUUUA
Chenopodium quinoa (quinoa) is the source of this 4302-nucleotide messenger RNA. RefSeq lists its product as uncharacterized. The transcript has 12 exons. Bases 335 to 3904 code for a protein of 1189 amino acids. NCBI's taxonomy places the organism in Eukaryota, Viridiplantae, Streptophyta, Magnoliopsida, Caryophyllales, Amaranthaceae. The record is from RefSeq and is a predicted model, not a curated record.